UUGUUUUUACCAGCAAACUAUCCAAAAAUGAAUCGCCUUUUCGGUCGCGGAAAGCCCAAGGAGCCUGGCCCAAGCAUCAACGAUUGCAUAGCUGGGGUUGACGCCCGAGCCACCAAUAUCGAGGAAAAGAUUGCUAAGCUCGAGACAGAGCUGCGCAAAUAUCGCGAGCAAAUGUCCAAAAUGCGUGAAGGUCCGGCCAAAAACUCAGUGAAACAAAAGGCCCUUAGGGUUUUGAAACAAAAGAAAGCCUACGAACAGCAGGCGGAAUCUCUGCGCAAUCAAUCCUUCAACAUGGAACAGGCAAACUAUGCGGCGCAAUCCCUUAAGGAUACUCAGGCCACCGUUGCGGCUAUGAAGGAUGGCGUCAAGCAAAUGAAGAGCGAAUACAAAAAGAUCAACAUUGACCAGAUCGAGGAUAUUCAUGAUGACAUGGCCGAUAUGCUCGAACAAGCUGACGAGGUUCAAGAGGUCCUUGGACGCACUUACGGCAUGCCGGAGGUGGAUGACGACGACCUGCAGGCAGAGUUGGAUGCCCUGGGCGAUGAGAUCGCCUUGGACGAUGACUCCAGUUAUUUGGAUGACGUUGUCAAGGCUCCAAAUGCACCAGAUAAGGAACCGGGUGCCGAUAGCAUUAUACCUGGCAAGAGCACCAUUGAAACAGACGAAUUUGGUUUGCCCAAGAUUCCCACUUCAUUGAAGACCACAUAGGCAAGGAGGUUCCAGCUCUCAGGUUUCCUUUCGGCUUUUUUGUUGAACUUCGGGCACGCUUUGUAUAUUUUAUGUGUAAUGGAUCCAUGAAAGAUAGCCUAUCAAGUAUCACUUUUGUAAGCAUUUGUUUUGUUCAAUAAAGAACUCGCUAAAAUUUAUAGUGAAGUGAAGUUAUGGUUAA
Drosophila bipectinata is the source of this 889-nucleotide messenger RNA. RefSeq names its product vacuolar protein sorting 60 (gene Vps60). Gene Ontology annotation, cellular component: multivesicular body. Gene Ontology annotation, biological process: late endosome to vacuole transport via multivesicular body sorting pathway; vesicle budding from membrane. NCBI's taxonomy places the organism in Eukaryota, Metazoa, Arthropoda, Insecta, Diptera, Drosophilidae. The record is from RefSeq and is a predicted model, not a curated record.